Molecule: messenger RNA, 1695 nt
Organism: Drosophila grimshawi
Lineage: Eukaryota; Metazoa; Arthropoda; Insecta; Diptera; Drosophilidae
Product: arrestin domain-containing protein 17
Exons: 3
Coding region: 50-1435 (461 amino acids)
Biological process (GO): protein transport
Cellular component (GO): cytoplasm
Source: RefSeq, a predicted model, not a curated record
GCCGUUUAACAGCGAGCGGGUUCGGAGAGCUCUAAUCGGUGUCACAAAAAUGUCUAAUAACUGCAUAAUAUCAUUCGAUCAGAAUGAACAUGGCACAUAUUUUACGGGCCAGGUUGUAACCGGCAAGGUGGUAGUCAAUUUGAAUAAAACCAAAAAACUGAGAGGUAUUAAGCUACAAAUUUUCGGAUUUGCAUGUGCCCAGUGGCGUCGCAAAUAUGGCCGUAAACUGCCCACAAACCAAGUGCGUCCUGGACGCAGGCGUUACUUCAUGGGCCGAGAGGACUACAUAGCGUCGACAACAUAUUUGAUAGGCUCAGAACAGUCGCAACCGCUACCCAUUGAUGCAGGCACCUAUACAUACACUUUUGCCUGUCCCAUACCCAGUCACUGCCCAUCCUCCUUUGAGGGCGCUUAUGGGCAUAUACGCUAUCUAGCGAAGGUCACAUUCAUACGUCCAGGUGCCUCAAAUCGUACCACUAAUGUGGGCUUCACUGUGCUCAAACUGCUCGAUCUAAAUCACGAAAACAAAAUGCUCCGCGAACCGGCCAAUAACGAGGCAAUGGAAUACUUUUGCUUCAUGCACACGAAGGCAGUGCAUAUGAAGGUUACACUACAGCAGCAAGGCUAUGUGCCCGGCCAGUUUAUGCUCAUCCAUGCGGAUGUGCGCAACGACUCCAGCAGCGAUUGCAGGAAGCUCAUGAUUAUGCUCUACCUGCGAGCCACUUACACUGCCGAUACGCCUCGUCUGUGCACCAUCUCCGAAAAGAUACUACUGGCCAAGCGUGAGAGUGGUCCCGUCCUCCAUAAUGCCCAAAAAUCGUAUACAGAAUCGCUACGCAUCCCGGCAACGGCGCCCACAUGUGAGCACCUUAGCAAGGUGGUGAGAGUCUCAUACGAGAUGCGCAUUGUGGCUGUGAUGAACUGGCUGAUGGCCAAUCCAAAAGUUGUCAUACCCAUCACUAUAGGCAAUGUGCCGCUAGCCACUGUAUCAACAGUUGCUACUUCGGGUAUUGCAACUGUGCCAAGAGACUUGCCCUGCACCUCGGCCCGAGCUAUGGCACUAGCUUCGGGCGUUAACAAUCCCGGAUAUGAAAUGAAUGAGGAUUUGCAGGACUAUGAACUGCCUGAGGAUGGGGAUGAUGAGUUCGACACCGAGGAUGACUUAGUGCCAGAACUGCCACCACCCACAUAUGAGCAGGCAAUUUUCAUGAGCGCCGACAUCGCGGAUACGGAUACCAAUACGGUCAGUGAAGCAUCACGGUUUACGCCACGCUAUCCCGUCUUUGAUGUGGAUACUUUCCAGAGCCCACCACCAAAUCCGCCGCCGAAGAAACGACGUCAUCGUCGUCGCCGAACCGAGCAGCGCCAGGAGAAGCAGCAAGAAAAAAAUGAAGAACUGGAUAGAGAGCCGGUGGAGUCGCCUGUGGAGAUUUGAGUGCUGAUGGGACAGGAAUGUUUUAUCUUGGCAGUUCAGCAGAAAAUUGUGUUAUACGCCACGAUUGUUUGUAUGUGUCUUUCGCGAGACAGUUAGUAAACAAACAUACUACAAACAAAUAAACGAAAGCGUAUGCAAGAAUAAGUUUAACUCUUGCAUCUGAAUGUGUAAUGUUGGUUUUUAAAAUAUAUUUAUCUUCACUUAUUGUUAUGUAAUCAAAACUAAGAUUCUUAAUAAAGUUAAAAGGUUAACUCUUCUAA